Erinaceus europaeus (western European hedgehog) is the source of this 4518-nucleotide messenger RNA. It is a transcript of the gene RAVER2, whose product is annotated as ribonucleoprotein, PTB binding 2. The record is from RefSeq and is a predicted model, not a curated record. Gene Ontology annotation, molecular function: mRNA binding. The coding region runs from base 119 to 2191 and encodes 690 amino acids. The transcript is spliced from 12 exons. Gene Ontology annotation, cellular component: ribonucleoprotein complex; cytosol. NCBI's taxonomy places the organism in Eukaryota, Metazoa, Chordata, Mammalia, Eulipotyphla, Erinaceidae.
CGCCGCCCCCCGCCCCCCUUCCCCCUUCCCCGCCGCGGGCCCCACUCCGCGGCCUCCGCCCGCCCGGGCCUCCUCCCGCUUCCCCUUCUCCGGAGCCUCCGGAGGAGCCGGCGGGAAGAUGGCGGCGGCGGCGGGCGACGGCCGCGGCGAGGGGGGCGCGGGCCUGGGCGGCGCGCAGGGGCUGGAACCCGGGACCGGCGGGGCGCGCGAACUCGCCGGGGACCCCGCGCCCGCGCCGGCGGGGCUGCACCCGGAGGAGGUCGCGGCGCGGCUGCAGCGGAUGCGCCGGGAGCUGAGCAACCGCAGGAAGAUCCUGGUGAAAAACCUGCCCCCGGACAGCAGCUGCCAGGAAGUUCAUGACUUAUUACAAGACUAUGAGUUAAAGUAUUGUUAUGUGGACCGAAAUAAACGAACAGCUUUUGUCACCUUAUUGAAUGGGGAGCAAGCCCAGAAUGCAAUUCGGACAUUUCAUCAAUAUUCCUUUCGAGGAAAAGAUUUAAUAGUUCAGCUCCAGCCAACAGAUGCUUUGCUGUGUAUUACCAACUUGCCCACUUCUUUUACCUUAGAAGACUUUGAAGAACUUGUGCGUGCUUAUGGCAAUAUCGAGAGGUGUUUUCUGGUCUACAGUGAAGUUACGGGGCAUUCCAAAGGCUAUGGAUUUGUGGAGUACAUGAAAAAGGACUUUGCUGCCAAAGCCAGGUUGGAGCUGUUGGGGAAACAGUUGGGUGCAGCUGCUCUGUUUGCACAGUGGAUGGAUGUUAACUUACUGACUGCAGACCUCAUUCAUUCCAAGUGCCUUUGUAUAGACAAACUCCCUACUGACUACAGGGAUUCAGAUGAAUUGUGGCAGUUCUUUUCCAGUAUCCAUAAGCCUGUGUUUUGCCAGCUCGCACAGGAUGAAGGUAGCUACGUUGGCGGUUUUGCGGUGGUCGAGUACCCCACUGCAGAGAACACUGAGGAAGUGCAGCGAGCAGCGGACGGCAUGGCCAUCAGGGGAAACAGAGUCCAGGUUUCUUUCUGUGCCCCUGGAGCCUCGGGCCGAAGCACACUGGCCGCACUCAUUGCAGCUCGACGUGUGAUGCACAGUAAUCAAAAGGGCUUACUUCCAGAACCAAAUCCUAUGCAAAUCAUGAAAAGCUUAAACAACCCAGCCAUGCUACAAGUUCUUCUCCAGCCCCAGCUCUGCAGGCGAGCUGUCAAACCAGUGCUCAGCUCUCACUUUUAUUCUCUUGAAGCAGUCUUCGGAGCACACCACAGCCUGCCACGUCUCCUGAAUCCAGCCAUCUCCUCCGCAUUCUUCCAUUUGAGUAAAGCACCUCAGAGCUCACUGAUGAGUAAUGCACCUAACUUACUCCUCCAGAAUCUUGCUCACUUACAACAAGUAAUGAAAUCUGAGAAUUUCCACACUAAUAAUAAACCAGGCUUGCUUGGAGAAGCUCCAGCUAUAGUACUUCAGACCGCGGUAGGCCUCGGGUCCACUCUCCCAUUGAAAGCAGAGUUGGGCCAUCAUGGAGAAGCACACAAAACAUCUAAUCUGAUUCCGACCCAAAACACAAUAACAGCUAGAGUGGGCAUGUUACCAUUCUUUCCAAAUCAGCAUAUUGCUGGACAAGCUGGGCCCGGACAUGCUAAUACUCAGGAGAAGCAGCCAGCCUCAGUGGGAAUGGCAGAAGCAAAUUUCUCAGGGUCACAGACUUAUCUUCAGAACUUUCCAAACUUUCCUGUUGGAGGCUUACUGGCAGGACACCUUAAGCAACAGCAAAGUCAGCCAAAAGGCACAGAUAUAAGUUCAGGGGCUGCCGCUAGAAAUCAGACUUCACUUUUGGGAGAACCACCAAAAGAAAUUCGCCUCAGUAAAAACCCAUACUUGAACCUGGCAAGCGUGUUGCCCAGUGUCUGCUUAUCAUCCUCUGCAAAUAAAACCACUCUACAAAAGACUGGACUUGGAAACGACAUUCUGGAGGCAGUCUCUCAGGGAAUUAAAUCGCAACAGACAUUGGAAAAGUGCAUUGCUUAUUCUCAACCUUUCGGUGACUAUGCACAGGUGUCAUCUUUAAGAAAUGAAAAACGAAGCUCAUCGUAUCUUGUCUCUACCCCAGAAGCUGGUUCAGUGGAAUUUGUGGACCAGCAUUCUCAGAGCACGGGAACAUAUUACAUGGAAACCUACUUCAAAAAGAAGCGAGUAUACUGAGUUCAGUUCUCUCCUCCUAACUUCCCAUGGUUCUCUGCAGUAUUUCUGCUGUUCGUCGCUGCCUUAAGUGCAUUCAGACUAGCCAUAUCCUUUACAUACGGGUUUAUAACUUCCCAGAAGGAACUGUGCUGUGCAGCAGGCAGAACUGCCAAAUAAGUAAAUCAGUCAAUAGCAAUAAGACAUCAGUUGAGGAUAUUUCUCGCUAGAAUUAGAUGCAUCUUAAUGUAUAUUAACUUACAGUCCAUUGGAAAGCUUAACAGUGUUCCAGUAUUUGUUUUUGGAGUUUGACACCAUAUAUAAAAAGUUUGAAGCAAUAAAUGGGAAGCGGUUUUGUUUCCUAAGCCUUAGAAGUGAAUUUCUUAAAAGCCAAUGUGCAUUGCAAUUUUUAGAACUUUGCCUAGAGAUACGAGAGUGCGAGUCCACAAGUGGUGAUUGUAAAGAUGCUUGGUAGGCGAACCGAGUUAGCCCCGCAGAUGUUUGUUUACUGUUUACCGUCUGUAUCUUUUGUGAAAAACACGGGGUAUUUUCAGAAAAGCACCUUUGGAGCCAUGAUUGUAGGGUGGAUGACAAGCAGUCCUCUAGGGGUUAAAUGAAGUCACCUGUCUUUAUACUCCCUGUAAGCUAGGAAUGUUGUUUACAUUUUUAAACGAUUAUUGAAGGAGAAAAGAACUUCUUCUUCUUUAAGACCUAGUAAUGAUAGAGAAAUCCAAAUUUGUGUCCAUCCAUAAAAUUCUACUGGGACACAUUCAUUUACACAUGGCUACUUUUGUGCUGCGGUGGCAGAGAAGUUUGAAGUUUUUUUUUUUUUUGCCUCCACGGUUAUCGCUAGGGCUUGGCGCCAGCACUACAAAUCCACUGCUCCUCGAGGCCAUUUUCCCCAUUUUGUUGUGCUUGUUAUUGGAUAGGGCAGAGAGAAAUGGAGAGAGGAGGGGAAGACAGAAAGGGGGAGAGAAAGACAGACACCUGCAGACCUGCUUCACCACCUGUGAAGUGACGGCCCCCCCCCGGAAGGUGGGGAGCUGGGGGCCCGAAAUGGGAUCCUUAUGCUGGUCUUUGUGCUUCGCGCCAUGUGCGCUUAACCUGUUUUGCUACCGCCCAGCCCCCAGUCUGGUCUUUUAUAAGGUCUGUUGAACUUAUAAAUCCUCUCACAAUUUAGUAUUCAUACCUCACUCUUUCUUUUGUAGUGUUAGGCUGAAGAAGUAUUAGCUAUGUAGCCUAAAUUACUCUCCAAAUAAUGGUUCACUGAUUUAGCUUCUGAUGACCAAGAUAUUAAAUGCAUGAGACUCCACCAUUUAGAAAUUUCUAUAUAUGUGCCUUGUUCUAAGACUAACAGGUUUAGGUGUCUCAGUGAUCCUGGUCUUUAUGAAAUUAUUUUAUGUGGUGGACUUACGUUUGACUAUGAUACUUGUUUUAAGUUAAAAACUGGUACCUAUACUGUACGGCUUGUCAAGGGUUUUACUUGGUCUAAUUUAACUUCUAUUAGAAAAUGACAGCUAAGAUCAUCUCAAAACGGAUCUACCUAUAAGUAACUGAUCAAGAUUGGCAUCAUUCAGUUAUGAUUCAGCAGAUAAGCCAUGGACUUUUUUCCCCCUCCAUGUUUCUGCCUUUCUCCUUAUUUCUCUGUUACACUAUCUCCAAUUGUUGACUGGCUACGGAAGAAGGGCAAACGCUAGAAGAAGAAAAAGAACUAUCUCCAAUGCUUAGUCCCAUCUCUCCGACAGACGGGUGAAAGAUGACGGAUUGGAAUGCGUGCCCCGUUAUCAGUGGGUGUAAAAGAGAUCAGGUGGUGUGAGUAUGGACUCUGCCACGCGUAGAUGUUAUUUUUCUAUGCGAAUGAACUGUCCAGAAUGCUUUGACAAUGAAAUCUGAAUAUUAAAAGGCGUAUGCACGGGGGAAGGGUCCAGUCGAUUUAUUUGUAUCAAGAGUACAAAGUGCAUACAGGGUGGCCACAGGCUUGACACAGACAGACAUUGGUGCUGGACUAAGAUUACUGAACAAAUCUGAACUUGACACAAGUUUAUCUUUGCUACUGAAUCAACAGAACUUCUGAAGGCUUGAAAGGGAACAAUAUCAAAACAAAGGUUAUGCUAGACAGCAUCCACCAUGAAAUGGUGUUUAUAGACUCUUGGUCACAAAGAACCUUAGGGUUCACAUUGAAUCAGAUCAUUCAUUUUGAUUGCCCGGCAACCUCCCAAGCCGACAGACAACUUGUCUAGUGGAUCCUGAAUUCCACAGUGCCUCUAGCUGGGUCUUUCAAGUUUCACAUCAUAGGGUGAUGGUUAAAAUAGUCAUCUGCUCUUGGGAGGGUGGUGAAUACUGAAACUCUU